This is a messenger RNA of Culicoides brevitarsis, 1681 nucleotides long. RefSeq names its product neurocalcin homolog (gene Nca). The record is from RefSeq and is a predicted model, not a curated record. NCBI's taxonomy places the organism in Eukaryota, Metazoa, Arthropoda, Insecta, Diptera, Ceratopogonidae. Bases 393 to 965 code for a protein of 190 amino acids. The transcript has 6 exons. Gene Ontology annotation, molecular function: calcium ion binding.
GAAAAAAAAAGAAAAAAAAAUAAUACAAACGCAAAAUAUCCAUGCAAUAUUUUGAAAAAGUACCAUUUGAUAUUUAAUUUAAAAAAAAAAGAUAAACGCAGGAUUUUAAGCUUUUGUUAUCCAAUUGAUUACUUAGUGUGUAUACAAUGAAAACUUUAGAUAAAAAUAAUUUGCUUUGUGUAAUGAGAAGAGAUAAAAAUUAAGUGAAGAAAACAAAAAAAAGAAAUAUAAUAAUAACUGAAAAUUAAAUCGUUUAAUAGUGAUAGGUGAUAAAUUCAAACAAAAUUUUGACAUUAAAAGGAGAAGGUGGCGUCAGAAUCUCUUAAAUCAAGAAACGAAAUAAAACUCAUCGAUUAUAAAGGUACAUCUAUGAUUGAAGAAAUAUACUAAAAAUGGGGAAGCAGAAUAGUAAGUUAAAGCCGGAAGUACUUGAAGAUCUAAAACAAAAUACAGAAUUCACAGAUGCUGAAAUUCAAGAAUGGUAUAAGGGAUUUCUUAAAGACUGUCCAAGUGGACACUUGUCUGUAGAAGAAUUCAAAAAAAUAUAUGGAAAUUUCUUUCCUUAUGGCGAUGCGAGUAAGUUUGCUGAGCAUGUAUUUCGAACAUUUGAUGCCAAUGGAGAUGGAACUAUUGACUUUCGGGAAUUUUUGUGUGCACUCAGUGUUACUAGUCGAGGAAAACUAGAGCAAAAACUUAAAUGGGCUUUUUCUAUGUAUGACUUAGAUGGAAAUGGAUACAUAUCAAGACAGGAAAUGCUUGAAAUUGUUACUGCAAUUUAUAAAAUGGUCGGUAGCGUUAUGAAAAUGCCAGAAGAUGAAAGCACACCAGAAAAAAGAACAGAUAAAAUUUUUCGUCAGAUGGACAAAAAUAAGGAUGGCAAACUAAGUCUUGAAGAAUUCAUAGAAGGCGCCAAAAGUGAUCCGUCAAUUGUUAGAUUGUUGCAAUGCGAUCCGCAGGCACAGUGAACAAUUUCAUUAACAAUUUCGCACUUUAAAAACGAAAAAUACCUAUCCUAUUUGCAUUAUUCAAUACGUUAAAUUUUCCUAAGAACCACAAUUUACUUACAGUAAUUAUUAUAAUAUCUAAACAAACAAUAUAUAUAUGUAUAUAAUAUCAUAAAUAUAUAUAGGUGAUAUAUAAUAUAUGAUAUAAUAUAUAUAAAUAUAUAUAUAUAGGUGUAUUCAUACUCACAAAUUUCUUCAAAUGCAUCACUAAAAAUUAAGAAAAAAAGUUUGUUACAAUAAUUGUACAAUUGCUUUGGAUUUUACGGAGUUUGAAAAAUGUAGGAAAAAAGAUAAACUUUUAAGUAAAAAUUUCCAAUAACUCGGCAAUUCAUAUUUGAAAAAUCAAAUUCAUAUAAAAUAUUUAAAAAUCAAGAGUUAUCGUUACCUCUGCGUACGCAUUAUAAAUUAAAAAGGUGGAAAUCCAAAACAAUCCAAAACAGCUAUUGUAAAAUCCUAAAUAAUUAUAGAAAAGAACUUAAAUCUUUAAAUUGAGCUCCUUCCUAAAACAUAGUUAAGAUACUUUUUUUUAAAUUUUCAUCUUAUUGGUUUUGCAACAUAUCUUAAAGUAAGUAAUUGAUUUUGUUUUUGUGUCUUUUAAAGUAUAACAAAUUUUUUAUAUACCUACCUAAAUAUGUAUUCGUUUGUUUUGUUUUUUUUUUUUUUUUUGGUAAAUAUAA